Messenger RNA from Hyposmocoma kahamanoa, 2741 nucleotides. It is a transcript of the gene Prp40, whose product is annotated as pre-mRNA-processing factor 40 homolog A. Gene Ontology annotation, biological process: mRNA cis splicing, via spliceosome. NCBI's taxonomy places the organism in Eukaryota, Metazoa, Arthropoda, Insecta, Lepidoptera, Cosmopterigidae. The record is from RefSeq and is a predicted model, not a curated record. Bases 129 to 2606 code for a protein of 825 amino acids. Gene Ontology annotation, molecular function: RNA binding; protein binding. The transcript is spliced from 18 exons. Gene Ontology annotation, cellular component: U2-type prespliceosome; U1 snRNP.
UCGCCUAAUUUUCAUCUGUGAUUUUCAUCACAAUUUUUGUGAUAUUCUGAGAGAUUUCACGCACUUCUCAUUAAAAUAAAGUACAAAUCACUAACUUCUAUGUCUGGAAAUUGAUCAUAGCCGCAGGGAUGGAGACUCCAAAUGCGGGUACCAGCUCCCCCGGGCUGAUCGGCACGGCACCUAUGCUGCCACCGCCGAUACUGGGAGGGUUAGCGCCGCCUAUUCCAUCAACUGUGGCCAUGCCACCAGUACCGGGCUUGCCACCCAGCAUGCCCGGUAUACCACCACCCAUGGGUUUCCCUCCGAUGAUACCGGCGUUUUCCAUGCCUCCGCCGGGUUUCCCCUCGUUCAAAGCCGACUUGAAUGCGCCAGCACCUGAUGUAGCUCCAAUGGCCAAUCAGAGCAGCCCUUGGUCUGAACACAAAGCUCCUGAUGGCCGAAUAUACUACUACAACUCUGUCACUAAGCAAAGCCUCUGGGAGAAACCUGAUGAAUUGAAAACUGCAGCAGAGAAACUGCUAUCGGCUUGUGUGUGGAAGGAGUACACAACAGAUGCAGGCAGAGUGUACUACCACAACAUUGAAACCAAGGAGUCUAGCUGGGUGAUCCCACAGGAAAUGCAGGAGAUCAAGGACAAAAUUGCUGCAGAGGAAGCUGCCCAAGCAGCAUUGAGCGCUGAUGUAACCCCUGGUGAAGUACCGCUCCCUGGAGGGUCGCCCUCGAUGGCGCCUACGAGCAGCUCUGCGCUUGACGAAGCCAUGGCCAAAACACUGGCCUCCAUUGACCCCAAUUUGACUAACAAUAUACCUAUCCCUGAAGAAAUAAAACCUGAAGAAAUAGUAGCACCGCCACAGACCGUGGCUGCAGAGACCCCAGAACAGGCUCCAGAGAUGCAGUACAAAGACAAAAAGGAGGCCAUUGAGGCAUUCAAGGAACUUCUCAAAGAUCGGAAUGUGCCUUCAAAUGCCACUUGGGAACAAUGUGUUAAAAUAAUAUCCAAGGAUCCGCGCUACGUGACCUUUAAAAAGUUGAAUGAAAAAAAACAAGCAUUUAAUGCUUACAAGACACAAAAACUUAAGGACGAAAGAGAAGAACAGAGAUUGAAGACCAAAAAGAACCGUGAAAAUCUUGAAGAGUUUCUGCUAGGCUGUGAUCGUGUGACAUCACUAACAAAAUAUUACAAAUGUGAAGAAAUGUUUAACAAUCUUGAGAUAUGGCGCUGUGUACCCGAGUCGGAUCGCCGCGAUAUAUUCGAAGAUUGCAUAUUUACAAUUGCUAAACGCGAAAAAGAAGAAGCAAAGACUUUGAAAAAACGCAACAUGAAAAUGUUAGCACAGGUUUUAGAGAAUAUGAGUGAAAUUACGUAUAGCAGCACAUGGAGUGAGGCACAAGUUUUGCUGUUAGAAAAUUCCGCUUUUAAAAACGACGUCAGCCUACUCGGUAUGGACAAGGAAGAUGCACUUAUUGUGUUUGAGCAACAUAUUAGAAAUUUAGAGGCCGAAUAUUUACAAGAGAGAGAACAAGUUAAAAAAAGAAAUAAACGUCAACAGAGGAAGAAUAGAGACAAUUUCUUGGCCUUGCUAGACAGUCUGCAUGAGGAGGGCAAGCUAACUUCGAUGUCGCUGUGGGUCGAGUUAUAUCCUGUCAUUUCUGCUGACAUGCGUUUCUCAGCUAUGCUCGGCCAAAACGGUUCAACUCCAUUGGAUUUAUUCAAGUUCUACGUAGAGAACUUAAAGGCGCGGUUCCACGACGAAAAGAAAGUGAUAAAAGAAAUAUUGAAGGAGAAAGGAUUUGAAGUGAAGCCUGAUACCACUUUCGAGGAGUUUGCGACAGUGGUCUGUGAGGACAGUAAGUCCGCAUCACUGGACGCUGGAAAUGUCAAGCUUACUUAUAACUCCUUACUUGAAAAGGCCGAAGCGAGGAACAAAGAGAAAAUGAAAGAGGAAUCCAAAGCGCAGAAGAAAAUCGAAAGUGCGUUCAAGUGGGCGCUGACGGAGGCAAACAUCGACCACACGUUGUCGUGGGACGAGGUCAAGGAGAAGCUCGACCUAUCUGCGUCGGAGUACGCCGCCGUGCCCGAUGAUGAAGACCGCAUUCGGAUAUACAGGGACUUCCAACAUGAGCAAGAAGAGAGUUGCUUGCAUUACCACCACCCGAAACCGAAAAAGGCAAAGCGAUCCAAGAAAAAGAAGCGGUCGCAUUCCGCUUCUUUGUCAAAAUCCCGUUCGCGGUCCCCGACGCCGGCGGCUACGGCGCGCUCACCGUCGCCCGCGCCCAGUCACGGCACCUGGAGCUCUGAGGAGGGACGCAAACACAAGAAGAUCAAGAAGAAGCACCGGAAACAUUCCCCGGCGCCGAAAUCGCCGAGCCCCGAGGAGGGCGGCAUAACGGACGACGAGCCGACGACGCGACACAAGAGCAAAAAGUCGAAGCGCAGCGCGCCCGGCAGCCCUGAAGGUGACCACGAGCACGCGCACAAGAAGAAGAAAAAGGAUAAGAAAGAGAAAAAGGACAAGGAGAGGUCGGGGUCGAGCGCUUGGAGCGACGCGGAGCUGGAGUCGCGGCGCGCGGCGCUGCUGGCGCAGCUGCACGAGCACGACGACUGACGUCGCGUCACGCACGUGCACAUCUUCAACCGGUACCCGCGCAGAACCCCCACCACGACCCCCGCGCCUUCCGACGGUUCCCCGUUCGAGUGACACAGCGCCUCCCCCACGCCCCCUCAGAUACUCAUUUUCAAC